CCUGUUGUUGAUACUGAGGAUAAUGAGGGAAAAUGAAAAGAUUGCAUAUUGUCAAGAGAAAAAGUCCUAGGUGUCUGAAGACUUAAGAGAAGGCAAAAAAGAAAUGGAAGAUGAGUAUCUUGACUCUCCUGCCUGGUACCCUGGAUCAAAGGAUGUUUCUCUGACGGUUGGCUUAUGAGUAGAUUUUCCUCACAUAGCCUCUUGUUCCUUUAACCAUCCUGUUUGACUCAAGAAGACCUUUAGGCUUGAGCCUGCAAAAAUUCCUGAAAUAACUGUUCACCUCCAUCUGGGCCUCAUCUAGGUCUAUCUCAUGGACCAUAAAAGGAAGAACAGCAAGAUUCCUCCUGGCAAUCUCUCUCGAUGUUCCGUUCCUUGACGUGAGCACUAAGACCAGGCAAAGGCUCUGAGUCAUGUCGGGACGCGGGAAGCAAGGCGGCAAGGCGCGCGCCAAGGCCAAGACGCGCUCGUCGCGGGCCGGUCUGCAGUUCCCGGUGGGCCGCGUGCACCGCCUGCUGCGCAAGGGCAACUACUCUGAGCGGGUCGGGGCCGGCGCGCCCGUGUACCUGGCGGCCGUGCUCGAGUACCUGACGGCCGAGAUCCUGGAGCUGGCGGGCAACGCGGCGCGCGACAACAAGAAGACGCGCAUCAUCCCGCGCCACCUGCAGCUGGCCAUCCGCAACGACGAGGAGCUCAACAAGCUGCUGGGCCGCGUCACCAUCGCGCAGGGCGGCGUCCUGCCCAACAUCCAGGCCGUGCUGCUGCCCAAGAAGACCGAGAGCCACCACAAGGCCAAGGGCAAAUAAGCUGUUGACUUUUCACAGGCCUCUUUUUUCCUGAUCAAAAAAAAGCCUACCUAACUACUUAAAAAGGCUCUUUUAAGAGCCACCCACAGGUUCCUUUGGAAGAGCUGUCGUGCUUUUGGACUGUUAGGAGUGUUUAAAAACCUGGGGGCGGGGAGAGUGAAAUGUCACAAUAUCCCUGGGAAAGCUUUUCCCCAUAGAAAUUCUUUGAACAGUUUUGGGAGAAGACCAACACGGGAAUUUAGUGUAAAUGUUGCAAACCCCAUUAGCUGUGUUUAGCCACGUCGUGUGUGUUAAUUUCUAGUCCAGUAGAAACGGGCAUUGAUGUAUUCCACAGAUGAAGUUGCAAAGUUCUUCGUAAUGACAGUAGCUUGGCUUUGGAGAAAGAGGUCCUAGUGAAAGGCACUAGAAUCUUCAAAUUAUUUUAUGGAAAACAACAUCCAAGCUUAUGAAAACAUGGCAUGUGUGCCAAAUCAAGGAGGAUAAGGUCACAGAUCCUUGAUAAGUCAUGCUUGUAAAUAAAGAGCAUUUUACUA
Molecule: messenger RNA, 1336 nt
Organism: Hyaena hyaena (striped hyena)
Lineage: Eukaryota; Metazoa; Chordata; Mammalia; Carnivora; Hyaenidae
Product: histone H2A type 1-B
Exons: 2
Coding region: 411-803 (130 amino acids)
Cellular component (GO): nucleosome
Molecular function (GO): structural constituent of chromatin; DNA binding; protein heterodimerization activity
Source: RefSeq, a predicted model, not a curated record